GGUGUGAUGGUGGGUAUGGGUCAGAAGGACAGCUACGUAGGUGAUGAGGCUCAGAGCAAGAGGGGUAUCCUGACCCUGAAGUAUCCCAUUGAGCAUGGCAUCAUCACCAACUGGGAUGAUAUGGAGAAGAUCUGGCACCACACCUUUUACAAUGAGCUGCGUGUGGCCCCUGAGGAGCACCCCACCCUGCUCACUGAAGCCCCCCUGAACCCCAAAGCCAACAGGGAGAAGAUGACCCAGAUCAUGUUUGAGACCUUCAACGUUCCCGCCAUGUAUGUGGCCAUCCAGGCUGUGCUGUCCCUGUACGCUUCUGGCCGUACCACUGGUAUCGUGCUGGACUCUGGUGAUGGUGUGACCCACAAUGUGCCCAUCUAUGAGGGUUAUGCUCUGCCACAUGCCAUCAUGCGUCUGGAUCUGGCUGGUCGUGACCUGACCGACUACCUGAUGAAGAUCCUGACUGAGCGUGGCUACUCUUUCGUCACAACUGCUGAACGUGAGAUUGUGCGUGACAUCAAGGAAAAGCUGUGCUAUGUGGCUCUUGACUUUGAGAAUGAGAUGGCCACCGCUGCCUCCUCCUCCUCCCUGGAAAAGAGCUAUGAGCUGCCCGACGGUCAGGUCAUCACCAUUGGUAAUGAGCGUUUCCGUUGCCCAGAGACCCUGUUCCAGCCCUCUUUCAUUGGUAUGGAGUCUGCUGGUAUCCAUGAGACCGCCUACAACAGCAUCAUGAAAUGUGACAUUGACAUCCGUAAGGACCUUUAUGCCAACAAUGUGCUGUCUGGUGGUACCACCAUGUACCCUGGUAUUGCUGACCGUAUGCAGAAAGAGAUUACAGCUCUGGCCCCAAGCACCAUGAAGAUCAAGAUCAUUGCCCCACCUGAGAGAAAGUACUCCGUCUGGAUCGGUGGCUCCAUCCUGGCUUCUCUGUCCACCUUUCAGCAGAUGUGGAUCAGCAAGCAGGAAUACGAUGAGGCCGGCCCCUCCAUUGUCCACAGGAAAUGCUUCUAAACACACAACCAACCUCCUUUCGUCCAUGCAUUUGUACGUUAUUGUCUCCUGUAUAUAUAUGUUUAUGUUCUGUUGUAAUAAAGAUAAGCCCUUGUG
Molecule: messenger RNA, 1101 nt
Organism: Scomber scombrus (Atlantic mackerel)
Lineage: Eukaryota; Metazoa; Chordata; Actinopteri; Scombriformes; Scombridae
Gene: actc1b
Product: actin alpha cardiac muscle 1b
Exons: 7
Coding region: 7-1005 (332 amino acids)
Source: RefSeq, a predicted model, not a curated record